Molecule: messenger RNA, 699 nt
Organism: Penaeus vannamei (Pacific white shrimp)
Lineage: Eukaryota; Metazoa; Arthropoda; Malacostraca; Decapoda; Penaeidae
Source: RefSeq, a predicted model, not a curated record
AUGAGAAAGAACAUUGAUAAUGAAGAUGAAUUGGAGAGGAAAGCGAUGUCAAGAAAUAAUCGAAAGGAAGACAAAGGAAGCCAGGAAGCCAAACGGGAAACAAGACCCCGAAAGAAGCAAAGCAGCGGCGUGGAAUCUUCCGUUGCGUCUCUUACUGGCAUCUACAUUUGCUCUCAUUUCAUAUUAGAUAUUUCCCAAAUAGAACUACCGAAAUCGCUUCGGAGCAGCAGUCACACUUGCGCAUCGAACGGAGAAAACGAGUUAUUUCAAAAGCAACGCCAUUUUGUUUCUAUCACAGUGAAGUCUCGCUUCAGCGCCACUCUCAUUAAGCUGGUGUUAAAGCGUGAUGCCACACAGUGUGACACAUCCUUUGCUCUCACACCAUCUGUCAAACACCCGGUUUUCUGCUUCAGUUUAAUGGAAGAAUAUAUUUCUCUGGAUGGACUCGAACCCUCACUUUUGCAGGUAAGUGGUGACAGUCCAAGCAGUAGUGACAUUUCAAGCAUUGGCGACAGUCCAAGCAGUAGUGACAUUUCAAGCAGCAGAUACAUUUCAAGCAGUUAUAACAGUCUGAGCAGUAGUGACAGUUCGAGCAGUAGUGACAUUUCAAGCAGUUGUGACAGUUCAAGCAGUAGUGACAGUCCAAGCAGUAGUGACAGUUCGAGUAGUAGUGACAGUUCAGCAGUAGUGAUACUUUAA